Messenger RNA from Racocetra fulgida, 224 nucleotides. NCBI's taxonomy places the organism in Eukaryota, Fungi, Glomeromycota, Glomeromycetes, Diversisporales, Gigasporaceae. The record is from the annotation of a GenBank genome assembly.
AAAUUGCUGAAGGUUCAGCAGUAGUAACAAAAGAACGUAAAUUAGAUCCUUCACAUCCUUUUGUACAAGGUACAGAAAAGGGAAAACACACGGAUGAGAUUAGUGUCACCUUUUCCGCAAGUAAGUCUGCCAUAUCAUCAAUAUCUCAGGAUAUCGCUACACGAAAGGCCGAAUGGGAUACGGAAACUGAUCGUGAUGCGCAAGCAUUGUUAGAAAAGAAACUA